AUGCAUCGUCUUUUUGCUGAGCUGGAGCCAUCUACAACCGUCACAGAGCAAAACCUGGCAGACCGAGUUCGGUAUAUCCUGCACUCAAAUAUAUUUGAUGUCGCCGAACUCGAACGGCUACGACGUGAGGCUGUUCCCUCAUCGGAUGAAAAUGCUACGGCUGAGGAUGCGGCGCCACAAAUUGUAGAGCAACCCGCAAACGUGGAUGCCGCCGUGAAUACCCCAGUUGUGGUUGAUUCAAACGAUGAUGGAACAGUCGCCCAGGAACUGGAAUUAGAGCAUAUGAGGAGUACAUUGGAAGAGGCGAUUGUGGAAACGCGCAGUACGCCUCUCGAAAACCGACCGUGA
This is a messenger RNA of Parnassius apollo (apollo), 348 nucleotides long. NCBI's taxonomy places the organism in Eukaryota, Metazoa, Arthropoda, Insecta, Lepidoptera, Papilionidae. The record is from the annotation of a GenBank genome assembly.